AUGCUGCUCCGAGGUCGUCGACGCCCGAUCCCUCUCCUUGCUGCCGCGGUAUUGUUCAUAUCCGUCAUCAGCAUCUACGAGGUCUACAGCUUACAUGGCCUUCACUUCUCCCGGAAGAGUUUCACCAAGAAUGCCUUCUGGCCAUGGAGCAAAUAUCAAAAUGGCACAUUCAGCUCUUCGGACCAGGGGCAUACAGAUACAGCACCAGGCUCAUUGAUCCCAGAGCUGGCCAACAUCUCAACCACACAUACCAUACUGUUGUCCGCCUCCAGGCCAGACCGAAGGUACUUCCCCAUCAUAUUCGACAGCGUCGCGGCCAGCAACCCGAACAUCAUUCCCCAUCCCAGACAGGCAGACACGUGGAUCAUCGUGGCGCAACAGCACCAUGACCCCCAAAAAGACGAAUUCAGAUAUGCAGAGAUAGCAUGCACGGCGCAAUUCACGGACGGUGCUCUCCGCUGCAUUGACCCGCCGUCCGCGCUGCCCAUCGCAUCGACAUCCGGGCCGCACUGCACCGGUGAUCUAGAGUACGUGUCGAACAACGACGGUCCUCACGACGCGCGGGUGUUCUACGGCCCAGCGGCGCCGUAUACGGUCUACGGCUCCAACUCGGCUUACACCUGCUUCGGACAAUGGAUGCAAGAUCUGCGGUUUCUGGUAGACUGGGGAACCGCGCCCGUCGUGGACUGGGGGUUCCGCACAGCGCGCGACCUUCAACGCCCAGCUCCAUACCAUCCCAUGGAGAAGAACUGGUUCCCCUUCUGGGACAGUCACGGGCAGAUCUAUAUCCACCACGACCUGUCUCCGCAACGAGUGUUUUCCAAGCUUCCUAUGGAUGGCGACUCAGCUGUGCAAGACCUCGGCUCUUUCGCCAGACCCAGCGACGACUUCUGCAUGGCGAAAUACAUGCCCACGACCAAACGCAGUUCCGAGUCGAUCCACCAGGCCACCAAUUCGCUGCUGGUCACGCUUUGUGCGCGCGCAGACCGGGCCUGCCGCGUCGACAAGACCAACACCUACAUCAUGACCCUCUUCCAGCACAAGACAUUCGACGCUUACCACAGCGUCUACGAGCCAUACUUGAUGUUGUUUAGACAGGAUCCUCCGUUCGACAUUCGAGCCAUUUCCAAGAAGCCGUUCUGGAUCAAUGGCCGUGGUAGACCGGGAGAGAAGAGACCGAGUUAUCUGCCAUUGAGCCUCGCCGACCCCUGGAACCAGACCGAGAUGUUCUACGCCACAUCCAUAAGCUGGAAGUCUCGCGAACAGACUUACCAUGGCUACAAAGAUGAUGUCCUGUUCAUCGCGUUUGGGAUUGAAGAUGAGCAGUCGGCUGGCAUUGAUAUUGUUGCUGAAGACUUGAUGCAGGAUCUUGGGUUCUGCGAUGAUAGACGAGCAUGCUAG
Molecule: messenger RNA, 1401 nt
Organism: Capronia coronata CBS 617.96
Lineage: Eukaryota; Fungi; Ascomycota; Eurotiomycetes; Chaetothyriales; Herpotrichiellaceae
Exons: 1
Coding region: 1-1401 (466 amino acids)
Source: RefSeq, a predicted model, not a curated record